CAGCUUUGUAGUCCAUCGGCGAUGCCACGAAUUUGUGACCUUCGAGUGUCCAGGUGCCGGGAAGGGCCCCCAGACGGACGACCCCCGGAACAAGCACAAGUUCCGCUUGCACAGCUACAGCAGCCCCACCUUCUGCGACCACUGUGGCUCCCUCCUUUACGGGCUGGUGCACCAGGGGAUGAAAUGCUCGUGCUGCGAGAUGAACGUGCACCGGCGCUGCGUGCGCAGCGUCCCCUCCCUGUGCGGGGUGGACCACACGGAGCGCCGCGGGCGCCUGCAGCUGGAGAUCCGGGCUCCGACUUCGGACGAGAUCCACGUCACGGUUGGCGAGGCCCGUAACCUCAUUCCAAUGGACCCCAACGGUCUGUCAGAUCCCUACGUGAAACUGAAGCUUAUCCCGGACCCUCGGAACCUGACCAAACAGAAGACCCGGACGGUGAAAGCCACACUAAACCCCGUGUGGAACGAGACCUUCGUGUUCAACCUGAAGCCGGAGGACGUGGAGCGCCGGCUCAGCGUGGAGGUGUGGGACUGGGACCGCACCUCCCGCAACGACUUCAUGGGGGCCAUGUCCUUCGGGGUGUCGGAGCUGCUCAAGGCGCCGGUGGACGGCUGGUACAAGUUAUUGAACCAGGAGGAGGGCGAAUAUUACAAUGUGCCGGUGGCUGAUGCUGACAACUGUAGCCUCCUCCAGAAGUUUGAGGCCUGUAACUAUCCUUUGGAACUGUAUGAGGUGAGUAGAGCUGAGACCUCGAACGGAGGUGGCCGAAUUGCAUGUAUUUGUGAGCGGAUGUGGACUGGUUUUAGUGCCCUCAGUUUUCCAGCGGCUGAGAGGGCGGCAACUGAACUCCUGGGAGAUCGCCUGUAUUUCGUGAUGGAGUACGUCACUGGGGGCGACUUGAUGUACCACAUCCAGCAAUUGGGCAAGUUUAAGGAGCCCCACGCAGCGUUCUACGCAGCAGAAAUAGCCAUCGGCCUCUUCUUCCUUCACAAUCAAGGUGUUAUCUACCGGGACCUGAAACUGGACAACGUGAUGCUGGACGCGGAAGGACACAUCAAGAUCACUGACUUCGGCAUGUGCAAGGAGAACAUUUUCCCGGGUACUGCCACCCGCACCUUCUGCGGGACCCCGGACUACAUAGCCCCCGAGAUCAUUGCGUACCAGCCCUAUGGGAAGUCCGUGGAUUGGUGGUCCUUUGGGGUCCUGCUCUAUGAGAUGUUGGCGGGGCAGCCCCCCUUUGACGGGGAGGAUGAGGAGGAGUUGUUUCAGGCCAUCAUGGAACAAACAGUCACCUACCCCAAGUCGCUCUCCCGGGAAGCCGUGGCCAUCUGCAAGGGGUUCCUGACCAAGCACCCGGGGAAGCGCCUGGGCUCGGGACCUGACGGGGAGCCCACCAUCCGGGCGCAUGGGUUCUUCCGCUGGAUCGACUGGGAACGGCUCGAGCGACUGGAGAUCGCGCCUCCGUUCAGACCCCGGCCGUGCGGUCGCAGUGGGGAGAAUUUUGACAAGUUCUUCACGCGGGCGGCGCCUGCACUGACCCCCCCAGACCGCCUGGUCCUGGCCAGCAUCGACCAGGCCGACUUCCAGGGCUUCACCUACGUGAACCCCAACUUCGUGCACCCCGACGCCCGCAGCCCCACCAGCCCGGUGCCCGUGCAAGUCCUGUAA
Molecule: messenger RNA, 1669 nt
Organism: Orycteropus afer afer
Lineage: Eukaryota; Metazoa; Chordata; Mammalia; Tubulidentata; Orycteropodidae
Source: RefSeq, a predicted model, not a curated record